Trichomycterus rosablanca is the source of this 5052-nucleotide messenger RNA. RefSeq names its product DEAH (Asp-Glu-Ala-His) box polypeptide 8 (gene dhx8). Gene Ontology annotation, biological process: mRNA splicing, via spliceosome; spliceosomal complex disassembly. Gene Ontology annotation, cellular component: catalytic step 2 spliceosome; intracellular anatomical structure. NCBI's taxonomy places the organism in Eukaryota, Metazoa, Chordata, Actinopteri, Siluriformes, Trichomycteridae. The record is from RefSeq and is a predicted model, not a curated record. The transcript is spliced from 23 exons. Bases 1 to 3660 code for a protein of 1219 amino acids. Gene Ontology annotation, molecular function: RNA binding; ATP binding; RNA helicase activity.
AUGGCGGAUGUCGGGGAAGACGAGCUGAAACAGCUCGAGUAUUUGUCUUUAGUAUCUAAAGUUUGUACUGAGCUGGAUAACCAUUUAGGAAUCAGCGAUAAGGACCUUGCUGAAUUUGUCAUCAGUCUUGCAGAGAAAAACCCAUCAUUUGAUAGUUUCAAGUCAGUGCUACUUAAAAAUGGAGCAGAGUUUACGGACUCGCUUAUUGGCAACUUACUACGUCUUAUUCAAACCAUGCGACCACCAGCUAAAGGAGUCACUAAUAAAGAAGGGACUGAGCCGACAGUUAAGCCAAAUACUGAAAAAGACCGGUUAAAGGAGAUGUUUCCUGCCUUGUGCAGACCAGAUAAUCCCACUACUAGAACAAUGCUGGAUGAAGAUGAUGUAAAGAUUGCCGCUGAUGCGAUGAAAGAGCUGGAGAUGUUUAUGCCCAGUGCCAAAGCAGAAGACACAAAGAGCAGCAAACACAGAUCUGAAGCAAGUAGCAGCAGCAAGAAGAGUCGGAGAAGUAGGAGUCGAGACAGGGACAGAGAAAGAGAGAGGGACCGAGAUCGGGAGAGGGACAGAGAUCGGGAGAGGGACAGAGAUAGAGACAGAAGGAGGCGACAUCGCUCCCGUUCUCGGUCUCGCUCCAGAUCCCGUUCCCCUGACAGAGAAAGGAGGAAGCGCAAGAGCCGCUGGCAUUCCCGCAGCAGAUCCAAGAGCCCUGAACGAGAAGACAAAGACAAGGGCUCAGACCGCUGGCGGGACAAACACGUGGACCGGCCGCCUCCAGAGGAGCCCUCAGUGGGUGACAUAUACAAUGGCAAGGUCACCAGCAUCAUGCAGUUUGGCUGUUUUGUGCAGCUGGAUGGACUGAGGAAACGUUGGGAGGGGCUGGUUCAUAUUUCCGAGCUCAGAAGAGAGGGCAGAGUGGCAAAUGUGGCAGACGUGGUCAACAAAGGUCAGAAGGUGAAGGUCAAGGUCUUGUCCUUCACAGGCUCUAAGACCAGCCUUAGCAUGAAGGAUGUUGACCAGGACACAGGUGAGGACUUGAACCCAAACAGAAGGAGGAACGUUGGUGGAGAGGCUCAGGAGGAAUCAUCUAUGAGGAACCCAGACAGACCUACCAACCUAAACCUAGGACACGCUCCUGAGGUGGAGGAUGACACGCUAGAGCGUAAGAGACUCACCAAGAUCUCUGAUCCUGAGAAGUGGGAGAUCAAGCAGAUGAUUGCUGCUAAUGUCCUUUCCAAAGAGGAGUUUCCAGACUUUGACGAGGAGACAGGAAUCCUACCUAAGGUUGAUGAUGAAGAAGAUGAAGACAUGGAGAUCGAACUCGUUGAAGAGGAGCCACCUUUCCUGAGAGGCCACACCAAACAGAGCAUGGAUAUGAGCCCUGUGAAAAUAGUAAAGAACCCUGAUGGCUCUCUGUCUCAGGCAGCCAUGAUGCAGAGCGCUCUGGCUAAAGAGCGGCGGGAAGUGAAGCAGGCUCAGCGUGAGGCUGAGAUGGACUCUAUCCCCAUGGGCCUUAACAAGCACUGGGUGGAUCCUUUACCUGACGUUGACGGCCGGCAGAUUGCUGCCAACAUGCGAGGCAUUGGUAUGAUGCCCAACGACAUUCCAGAGUGGAAAAAACAUGCUUUCGGAGGCAACAAGGCCUCCUAUGGCAAGAAGACACAGAUGUCUAUCAUUGAGCAGAGAGAGAGCCUGCCAAUCUACAAGCUCAAAGAGCAGCUCAUUCAGGCUGUUCAUGAUAACCAGAUCCUGAUUGUGAUCGGAGAGACCGGCUCAGGGAAGACCACUCAGAUUACUCAGUACUUAGCUGAGGCUGGAUACACUGUACGUGGAAAGAUUGGUUGCACGCAGCCCAGAAGAGUGGCUGCCAUGUCUGUGGCUAAAAGAGUGUCUGAAGAGUACGGAUGUUGUUUGGGACAGGAGGUUGGCUACACUAUCCGUUUUGAAGAUUGUACUAGUCCAGACACGGUCAUCAAGUACAUGACAGACGGUAUGCUGCUCAGAGAGUGUCUGAUUGAUCCUGAUCUAGGCCAGUAUGCUAUCAUUAUGCUGGACGAGGCUCACGAGAGGACCAUUCACACUGACGUGCUCUUUGGUCUACUGAAAAAGACUGUACAGAAGCGUCCGGACAUGAAGCUGAUUGUGACAUCUGCUACACUGGAUGCUGUAAAGUUCUCCCAGUAUUUCUACGAGGCCCCUAUUUUCACCAUUCCCGGUCGCACUUACCCAGUGGAGGUUCUGUACACUAAAGAGCCUGAGACAGACUACCUGGAUGCCAGUCUGAUUACAGUCAUGCAGAUCCAUCUGACUGAACCACCAGGUGAUAUUCUGGUGUUUCUGACGGGUCAGGAGGAGAUCGACACAGCUUGUGAGAUUCUGUAUGAGCGAAUGAAGUCACUCGGCCCUGACGUACCAGAGCUGAUCAUUCUACCUGUGUACUCAGCUCUGCCCAGUGAGAUGCAGACUAGAAUCUUUGACCCAGCUCCUCCUGGAAGCAGAAAGGUGGUUAUUGCUACAAACAUUGCUGAGACUUCUCUGACCAUUGAUGGCAUUUACUACGUAGUGGAUCCAGGUUUUGUCAAACAGAAGGUGUACAAUUCCAAAACCGGAAUUGAUCAGCUAGUGGUGACCCCAAUUUCCCAGGCCCAGGCUAAGCAGCGGGCAGGCAGAGCUGGAAGAACAGGGCCUGGCAAGUGCUACAGAUUGUACACAGAGCGUGCAUACAGAGACGAGAUGCUCACCACCAACGUACCUGAGAUUCAGAGAACCAACUUGGCCAGCACGGUGCUCUCACUGAAGGCUAUGGGCAUUAAUGACCUCUUAUCCUUCGACUUCAUGGAUGCUCCUCCUAUGGAGACACUGAUCACAGCAAUGGAACAGCUGUACACACUGGGAGCUCUGGACGAUGAGGGACUGCUUACACGUCUUGGACGCAGGAUGGCCGAGUUUCCUCUGGAACCCAUGCUGUGUAAGAUGCUCAUCAUGUCUGUCCACCUGGGCUGCAGUGAAGAGAUGCUCACCAUAGUGUCAAUGCUUUCUGUGCAGAACGUAUUCUACAGGCCAAAGGACAAACAGGCUCUAGCUGACCAAAAGAAAGCAAAGUUCCACCAGCCGGAGGGCGACCACCUCACACUCCUGGCUGUAUACAACUCUUGGAAGAACAACAAGUUCUCCAAUCCCUGGUGUUACGAGAACUUCAUCCAGGCGCGCUCGUUACGGCGUGGCCAGGACAUCCGCAAGCAAAUGCUGGGCAUCAUGGACCGGCACAAGCUGGAUGUGGUGUCAUGUGGAAAGGCUACAGUGCGGGUACAGAAAGCAAUCUGCAGUGGUUUCUUCCGUAAUGCUGCUAAGAAAGAUCCUCAGGAGGGCUACAGGACCCUUAUAGACCAGCAGGUGGUCUACAUUCACCCCUCCAGUGCCCUUUUCAAUCGCCAGCCAGAGUGGGUGGUGUACCAUGAACUGGUGUUGACCACUAAAGAGUACAUGCGAGAAGUGACCACCAUUGACGCUCGCUGGCUGGUGGAGUUUGCUCCAGCCUUCUUUAAGGUAUCUGACCCAACUCGCCUCAGCAAGCAGAAGAAACAGCAGCGCCUGGAGCCUCUCUACAAUCGUUACGAAGAGCCCAAUGCCUGGAGAAUCUCCAGAGCCUUCCGCAGACGCUAAAACAUGCACACAGACUCAUGCCGUCCUGCCAUGCUGUGUCUGGACAUGAGGCAGGUUGGACGUCAUGGACAGAUAACAGGCUGGGGUUUUACUUGUAGUGUAACUGUUUACUCGUGUCCUUUAAAAGUUAUGUCAAUUCAAGAGCAGGUUAGAGUUCAAACCCACCCUCAUGAAUGGGGAAACACCCCAAACAAAAUACUAACUUAUUAAAUAGUAUAACACACUAUAUGGCCAAAAAUAUUUGGACACCUGACUAUGCGCUAGCUAACAUAGUAUUAAAAUAAAGUGACCUCUGUGUAAUUUUUUUUUUUAAGCUAGAAUGACUGUCACUCUUCUGAGACGGCCUUUCACAAGGCUUUGAAGUAUGUCUGUGGGAAUUUGAGUCUAACCAGUCAAAAGAGCAUUUGUAUAGCUGGGCACAGCUGUUCAUUAAACUGUGAGUUUUAUUAAACCAAGCUUUUCCUCAUGUCUUUGUGACCCUGUGCACAAAGCAAGAUCCAUAAUCAUUCUGGAACAGGCAAGGGCCCUCUUUAAACUUUUGCUGCAAAGUUGGAAGCAUAUAAUUUUCAUUAUGAAAUUGAUUUAUUACACUUGUUAGUAAUUGUUGUGACUGAUAAUCUAAAAAUUAGGACUGUCCCAAUACUUUUGUCCAUAUAGUGUAGAUUAGUCUACCAGCAGUCGUGUCUAUUGUUUUGACAUCUCGUUUAGUAUGCUGAAAUGUGAUCUUUUAUUUAUAUAUUUGCUACGAGUUAUCAAUGCAUGUUCAGUUCAACAAAACAUUUUGUCAAAGAAUUACAUCACACAUUAUAAAACAGAAAGUAAUAGAGGAUAAAAAACAAUGAGCACAUCUGGAGUUUUCUGCUGCCUUCAGUGUUGUACUGUAUCACAAAAUGCAGAGGAGGUGUUUUUUUUUUUUUUAGCAAUUCACCGAACAAACUGGAUGAAUAAAUGACACAGUUACUGUAUACAAAGCAGGUAUACCCCCGGUACGGGGAGGGCUAUUCAGAGCUGUUCCUAUAUACCUUCAGUCAGUUUGAAGACAAGGCUAAUUUUUCCUCGUACAUUUACAACAUUUUGUUGUGCAUAUCAUUUUUUUUAAGAUCUUUUUGUUCAGGAUUGUUUGGUUUUGUAAAAUGUUGUACAUAGAUUUUAUUUGGCCCUGCAGCUCUUAUGUAAUGACAAAUUUAAAAAAAAAAUGGACCAAGCAGAUCAUCAGUGAAUAAAAUGGUAAAACGCAAGUCAUUUCUGUUUCAGGAUCAGUGAGCCAGAUCUGCUUUUUAUAAUUGUUGUGUUUCAUGGCAGGAAAUGUGUGACAUUUUUUAGUGUUAACUCAAAUUUAUAUUUUAUUGUAUCAUAUGUGCUUCAUUGAAUAAACCUCAUUUUAAAAACCUG